GAGAGCGGGGACAGGCCCCAGCCCGGCCCGGCCCAUGAGUGCGCCGCGCCCUGCCCGCCGGGGGCGCUCGGCCCGGCCCGGCCGCCGGAAGCUGGUGCUGCACCUGGACCUGAACAACACGCUGGCGGUGCUGGACUCGGCCACGGGGCAGGGCCCCGGCGCGGCGCUGAACGGCUUCCUGUGCGGCGCCAGCUGGGGCGCGCCGGGCCCCGCGGGUGAGUGGCAGUGGCUGAGCGACUCCCCCUCUUUGCUGCCUCCCUGCCCCGGUGCAGUAAAUUUCUAUUCUCAGUAUGGCCGCGAUGCUACGUUCACUGACAAGGCGGUGGGGCGGCCUUUCAGAAAUCUGCACGCACACCACUUGCAGCUCCUGGAGUGGCAGGGCCAGCCGCACAAAGUGUUCUCUGUCCAAGGCGAGCGUGCCAAGCACUACCACUUGAUCCUGCCCUCCUUCUUCCACCUCCUGGAGACGCUGCACCGGGAGGGGAGGCACUUCGCUGUCGUCUUCAGGACCUUUGGCACAGACCUCCCCCGCAUUCUCCAUGCAGUGCACUGUGCCUUGGAGGGGCAGCACCCCCAGUUCCCUGCCCUGCGAGACCUCUCGCUCCCGGUGGAGCUGACUGCGGGCCGGAUACGCUGCAGUCGGCACGAGGUGGUGCUGCGCCGGGGGCCGGAGCACGUUUCCACCAGGGACGACGGGAGGAAGCUGUACAGCUAUUUCAGCUCCCUGCAAGGCCUGGGCGGCUUCCAGGACCACUUUGAUUGGUGGGCCAGAAAUCAGUUCUCCUGCCGGGGUGGCAAGCCCCUUUGGAUUGACCCACACGACUCUAGUGUGCAUCACAUCUGCAUCGAUGACAACAUUCGACUGAACGAUUCAGACACCAUCAUUUGUCCCCAGGUGUUUUCAGGGAGAGGAGGCAGCUGCGCCAAGCCAGUUCCCACCUCGGAGCUGUAUGAUGUCUGCCUGGUGCAGACCAAUCUCCUGGAGGCCAUUGCUGAUGAGAGCUAUUUCCUCCGCUGCGUGAGAAGGUGUGAGGAGAACUAUGAGCGCUACCUGGCCAGUGCUGAGAGCCAGCUGUGUGACGCAGAGUAGAGUCACUCCGGACCCAGCAGCUGGAGGGGGGACGUGGGGUCCUGUGGGCUGCUCCCAGUUUGCAGCUGUCUGCAGUUUGAUUCCUAGGCUGGGCCCCGGGCCCCGUCGCACCCACAUCCCAGUGGAACCGAUGCACUUGCUUUUAGCUGUCCUCCCCUUCUUCCGGACUGGUGCGUGCGUCUGAGCUGGAGGCAGGAAGCUCCAGACACCCUUCAGAAAUGCGAGUGUCUGCCUGAUGCAGGAGGAAACUGCUUCCAGCCGUGCCCCGUCUCAGCAGCACUUUCUCACUCUUGGUGGGGUUCGGGGUUUUUGAUCUUGCUUCUCAAGAUGCCUGGCUGGGCAGUGCUCCUGCGGGUGAUCGGUGUCGUAUCCCCCUUGGCUCUGUGUGGAAGGGACUGUCUCUCUGUUAUGUUUGUACAGCGGGCUUGGCACACUAGCUGUGCUGCAGUACCAGUAGUUGUCAUAAGUGUGACGAAGUGGGACUGGUCUUAAUGUUUCCUCUGAAUACUGUGUGGGUGCCUCAGGUUCCCCUGUGCAUUUCUUAAAUCUCCACUGUGCAUAAAUGGCUGACAAUCUGUCUCCUAGCAACAAAUGGCCGGGGCCCUUUUCCCCCUUGCAAGGGGAUAGAUAAAGGUGAACAAAAAGAUCAGGUGACCUCCUGGCCUGGGAAAGAGACAAAGCCCAGAGACUAGGGGCUGGAGGGGUUUUCAGU
Molecule: messenger RNA, 1802 nt
Organism: Trachemys scripta elegans
Lineage: Eukaryota; Metazoa; Chordata; Testudines; Emydidae
Exons: 5
Coding region: 35-1090 (351 amino acids)
Source: RefSeq, a predicted model, not a curated record